AUGACGCCCCAGUCCUUCACCCUCACAUUCCUCGGCGACGUCAUGCUAGCCCGUCUAAUCGACCAACUCCUUCCCAACCACGUCGAAAGCCCCCAAGACGCCGCCAACGCCGCACAUCUACAAUCCACCAGCGCAACCCUCCAACCCCAAAACUACACCCCCUCCGCCCCAUGGGGCUCCACCCUCCCCCUCCUCCGCACAUCCGACCUCCUCCUCAUCAACCUCGAAACAUCAGUAACAACAACCGCCUCCCCCUGGCCAAACAAAACAUUCAACUACCGCAUGCACCCCGCAAACCUCGCGCCCGUCCUCCACGCCGCCCGCGUCGACUACACCAGCCUCGCAAACAACCAUACCCUCGAUUACGGCACAGAAGGCCUCCUCGAGACAGUAUGGUCCCUGAAAGAAGCGGGCGUAGCGUUCGCGGGCGCGGGCGAGAAUACAGAUGAAGCGUACCAUCCCGCUAUAUUGUACUUGCCACGCGCGGUGCACGAGUACCGUUCCAGACGGGUUGGUGGUGAGAAAGUGCUGCCAUCUCGGUGGAGCGAGCGGGAGAGGCGGGCUUUGGAUGACCCGGGAACAACCAAUGCGUAUCCCGUGCAUGUAUAUUCUGCCUCUGAUCAUCCGGAGGAAUGGGGCGCUACUGUUCCGAAUUUUCAUUUUAUCGAGUACUCAUCUGCGACGAGGGCGCGCUUGAAAAGCUUGUUGCUGAGUGGUGGUGGUAGUAGUGGGACGAAAACGACGGCGGCUCUCAAGAUUAUAUCGGUGCAUUGGGGCCCGAAUUAUAGCUGGUGUCCGUCUGAGCGGAUACGGUCUCUGGCGCACUUUCUUGUUGAUGAAUGUGGAGUGGAUAUUGUGCAUGGACACUCGUCCCACCAUGUGCAGGGCGUGGAGGUUUAUGGGGGAAAGCUUAUUAUCUAUGGGUGUGGGGAUUUUGUUGACGAUUAUAUGGUGCGGGAAAAGUAUAGGAAUGAUCUCGGUGCUGUUUGGAGGGUUGUUGUAAGGGAAGAUAACGGAACGGGAAGAGGGCUUGGGCUGGAUCGGUUGGAGAUAUUUCCUACUCGGGUUGAUCGGUUCCGGGCUAAUUUGUUGGAUGCUGGCGAUGAGGAUCAUGGGUGGGUGAGAGAGAAGGUUCGGGAUUUGAGUGCGGAGAUGGGCACUGCUGUGCGCGGUUGUCUGGGAGAGGAAGGUCAGAUCCUUAUUGAUAUCAGGUGA
Messenger RNA from Penicillium verhagenii, 1215 nucleotides. RefSeq names its product CapA family protein. The coding region runs from base 1 to 1215 and encodes 404 amino acids. The record is from RefSeq and is a predicted model, not a curated record. The transcript has a single exon. Lineage: Eukaryota; Fungi; Ascomycota; Eurotiomycetes; Eurotiales; Aspergillaceae.